GGGAGACCAGAUAUAGUGAAUGCAGGGUCCAGGGAGAGCGAAUAUAGUGAAUGCAGGGACCAGGGAGAGCGAAUAUAGUGAAUGCAGGGUCCGGGGAGACCAGAUAUAGUGAAUGCGGGUCCGGGGGGGCCAGAUACAGUGAAUGCGGGGUCCGGGGAGACCAGAUAUAGUGAAUGCGGGGUCCGGGGAGAGCGGAUAUAGUGAAUGCAGGGGUCCGGGUAGAGCGGAUAUAGUGAAUGCGGGGUCCGGGGAGACCGGAUAUAGUGAAUGCGGGGUCUGGGGAGACCGGAUA
This is a messenger RNA of Staurois parvus, 292 nucleotides long. The record is from the annotation of a GenBank genome assembly. Lineage: Eukaryota; Metazoa; Chordata; Amphibia; Anura; Ranidae.